Messenger RNA from Arachis ipaensis, 3672 nucleotides. Lineage: Eukaryota; Viridiplantae; Streptophyta; Magnoliopsida; Fabales; Fabaceae. The record is from RefSeq and is a predicted model, not a curated record.
CAUAAUAAGUAAUAAUAACAAGACUCUUCUGGGUUUAUAAAGAUGUUUAGACGCAAACUGGGUUUGGUUGGAGCAGCAAUCGGACCAGUUUUGAUGUAUCUUUGCAGCAGGGAGUCUCAUUCUAUUUGUUCUUCCUCGCAGAACGUAUUGAAGUGCCAUAUUGCCACUUUGUUAUUCUCCUUUCAAUCUUUUUUGGUGGGUAAAUUUAUCAAGAAUGUACCAAAGUGGAUGACUUAAGGAGAGAAAUCAGGGAGAGCAAAAAGCAUCUCCUUCGAAUGAAUUCAAUAUUUCAACACUCUUCUUCACCGCCGCGUUCAACUGCCGCCAUUACCACCCUUCUUAAGGCCUGCAAGACCAUUCAUCACCUCUACCAAGUCCACGCCUCCAUCAUCCAACGAGGCUUAGAGCAAGAUCACCUCAUCAUCUCCCGCUUCAUUUCCCUUUCCGCCUCCUUUGCCGCCACUGCUUCAUAUUACACCGCCGUCUUCGACCGCGUCCUUGGUCCUUCCCCUUUCCUCUGGAACUCCCUCAUUGGAGCCCACACCAAAGGAAGUUACUUUUUCGACACCCUCUCUGCUUUUAUUCGCAUGAAGGCACAUAGGUCUCUUCCCGAUAGGUACACUUACUCUUCUGUGAUUAAGGCCUGUUCAAGCAUGUGCAGAUCCUGGGAAGGAAAAUUGCUCCAUGGCUCGGCGUUGAGGUGUGGGGUUGAAGGUGAUAUGUUUGUUGGAACCUGUCUGGUCGAUAUGUAUGGGAAAUGUGGAAAGAUUGGUGACGCUCGCAAGGUGUUUGAUGGAAUGUCCGAGAAGAAUGUAGUUUCAUGGACUGCUAUGGUGGUUGGCUAUGUGAAGGUUGGGGAUAUGGUGGAGGCAAGGAGGCUGUUUGAUGAAAUGCCGCAGAGGAAUGUGGCAUCAUGGAAUGCGAUGAUAUGGGGUUUUGUGAAGGUGGGGGAUUUGGGCAAUGCUAGGGUAGAGCUUGAUGCUAUGCCAGAAAAGAGUGUUGUUUCUUUCACGAUCAUGAUUGAUGGCUAUGCAAAGGCUGGUGACAUGGCUAUCUCAAGGUUCUUGUUCGACCAAGCUCCGGAAAAGGAUAUUGUUGCAUGGUCUACUUUGAUAUCAGGGUAUGUACAGAAUGGUCAACCUAACAGGGCCUUGAGAGUAUUUCUUGAGAUGGAAUCAAUGAAUGUGAAACCUGAUGAAUUCAUAUUGGUUAGCUUGAUGUCGGCUUCUUCUCAGUUGGGUAAUUUAGAACUGGCUCGAUGGGUUGAUUCUUAUGUAAACAAGAGCUCUAUUGAUAUGAAACAGGACCACGUGAUUGCAGCGCUUCUGGAUAUGAAUGCUAAAUGUGGAAACAUGGAAAGGGCAUUAAAAUUAUUUGAAGAAACGCCUAACCGUGAUCUAGUCUCAUAUUGUUCGAUGAUACAAGGGUUGUCAAUUCAUGGAUUUGAGGAAGAUGCACUGAAGUUCUUUAACAGGAUGGUGAAGGAUGGGCUAACUCCGGAUGAGGUGGCCUUCAAAAUCAUUCUAACAGCUUGUAGUCAUGCUGGACUUGUUGAUGAGGGCUGGAACUACUUCCGCUCCAUGAAGGAAAAGUACUGCGUUAGUCCUUCACCUGAUCACUAUGCAUGUAUGGUUGACCUUCUAAGUCGAUCAGGGAAUUUACGGGAUGCUUAUGAGCUUAUAAAAGUAAUGCCGGUGGAGCCUCAUGCUGCUGCCUGGGGUGCACUUCUUGCGGCAUGUAAAGCAUAUGGUGAUUCAGAGUUAGGAGAGAUUGCUGCUAAUCAACUUUUUGAGAUUGAGCCUCAAAAUGCUGCUAACUAUGUGCUGUUGUCUAACAUCUAUGCAGCAGCAGAUCGAUGGAUAGAUGUCUCCCUUGUAAGAACGAAGAUGAGGAACAGUAGGGUGCGGAAGGUACCUGGUUGCAGUCAGUUUAAUCCAGACUUGGGCUCUUUGGCCUUUUAAGCUUCCAAAAUUGCAUAUACGAAGCUGUCAAUAAGAAAAUUUUGGUUGCAUAACCUAAGCUGCUAAACAUCGUGUAAGCUUGGAGUAUGAUAUUGAAAGACCAAGAAUAAGUUCUGAUAAAGGUCAUGGCUGAUCCAACCUCACUUGCUCCUCAAAAGGGUCAAUCCUCUUCUUCUGAUCAGUUGAUCUUGAAAGAGUUGCAAGGGACACUCAUGGUUAUCUAGGAGCAGACCUUGAAUAAGAGAUUUUGUUCUGCAUUGUAUAAGAGAGAAGAUGGAUGUGAUUGACUUGGAGGAUGAAUCGAGUGAUAUUGAGAUUUUCAAUUCUAUGGUUGUCACCAAUGAGCACUUCCAAACUGCUUUGACUUCUUCAAACCCAUCUGUGUUGCGUGCAACAGUUCCAAAUGUUUCCUAUGAUGAUGAUAUUGGAGGUCUAGAGAAAUGUUAAAAGGGAGCUUCAAGAGACGGUUCAAUACCCAGUGGAACAUGCUGAGAAGUUUGAGAAAUUCGGCAUGUCACCUUCCAAAGGUGUUCUUUUCGUUGGCCCUCCGGGCUGCGGCAAAACUCUGUUUGCAAAAGCAAUUGCAAAUGAAUUCCAGGCCAACUUCAUAAGUGUCAGGGACCUGCAUUGCUUCUGCAGUUGGCCUAGCAUUCCAAAAUUCACACGGUCCAAAAUUCAUAAAUGGACCGAGUCAUUUGUUGUCCUGGAAAAAAAGAAGUCUCAGCUAAAAAGGGUUGAAAGAUUUUAGAAAUGAUUUUGCUUUGUUAAUUAAUGGUUGGAGAUCAUAGAAAUGAUCUGAAAAAACCAACAAAAAAUUUCAAACAGUCCAAAAUUGAAGCAUGGAUUAAGUUGUUUGUUGAAAGGGAAAAAGAAAGAUCAUAGCCAGUCAAAUGGAUUGGGAGAUCAUACAUUGCUUUUUUAGUAAAAUGGGUUGGAUGGUCAUACAAAUUAGAAAUUAUUUGAAAAAACCAACAAAAAUUUUCAAAUAGUUCAAAAUUCAGAUAUGGUCUGGGUCAUUUCUUAUCCUGAAAAAAAAAAUGCUAGUCAUUCCUCAUUUGACAAGAUGUUGAUGUCUUUCUUGCUCAGUUCCUAUGCCGAUACUGAAUUUUUGUUUAUUAUCCCUUUUUUCUGGUUCACGUGUUCUCGUAAUUGGUUAGUGAAAGCUGUUAAUACUAUCUUAUAAUUGAAAUUUCUUUGGUUUGUGAAAGUUGUCCUAAAUUCCCUCAUUCUCUAACCACAUUGAAUUUGUUGGUCAAUCAAAUGAAUAGUUUGGACAGCUUUCUCUUCCACGAGUGUUUUAAAUUUUGAAAUUAUUUCUUUUAUCCCAGUUUAGACUUUAGUGUAAGAUGUGAGUGUGUGUGCGUGCGUGCAUGUUUUAUUCUUUAAUACUUUCUAAAUGAUGAAUAUUAUUUUUCAAAAUUUGUACUGAUUUUUCAUCUGUUCAAGUAAUUCGUUUGUAGUUUCUUUGUCCAAGGUUAGGUCUGGUUAAGUUUGUAAUGGGAAUGGGUAUUUUUCGUUACAGGAAGAAGAAAGUAAUAUAUGGCUAUUUAAAAUUGUCAGACUCUUAAUUCCAUUUUCGAAAAAAGUUUCUUUAGUGUAGCAUUCCCAGGGAUCCAAUUGUGAUAUACGAGCAUUGUUCAUGAUUUGGAAUUGGUCUGUUCAUCCUUUGUGUAAACCUAGGUUAUUUCGAAAUGUAGAUGUUGAACCUCCC